Messenger RNA from Paraglomus occultum, 1650 nucleotides. Lineage: Eukaryota; Fungi; Glomeromycota; Glomeromycetes; Paraglomerales; Paraglomeraceae. The record is from the annotation of a GenBank genome assembly.
AUGACUCAGUUGCACAUUGAGGAGACAAAUGGACGUCACUUGAACGUUGCUUUCUCUCCGUCGGGAAAUGAUUUCUUCGACUUGUCUAAACAUGAUCCAGAGACGAUCGUCGAAAUAAGUCCUAAUGGUAGAUAUGCAAAGUUGAACACGGUAUUGGGAAAAGGUGCUUAUAAAGUUGUUUACAAAGCAAUAGAUCGUGAGGAGGGCUAUGAAGUAGCCUGGAAUUGCUUCCAGACAACGAAGGCUCAGUUUAACGCUUUAAGUCAAGAGAUAAGCAUCCUUAAAGAAGUAAGACAUCCAAACAUCAUCGCUUUCCAUGAUUGGUGGUAUAGCAAAGACAACGAAUUUAUUUUUGUGGCUGAAUUGAUGACGUCUGGAACAUUGCGAGAAUACAUUCGCAAACUCUCUCUUCCAAACAUGAAAAUAGUCAAACGUUGGUCUCGUCAAAUUCUAAAAGGUCUUAAAUAUCUCCACUCCCACGACCCUCCAAUCAUUCAUCGUGACAUAAAAUGCGACAACAUCUUCAUAAAUGGCGCACAUGGCGAAGUGAAAAUUGGUGACAUGGGAACGGCAAAGAUGAAGUUGGGCAAGAAGUAUACCGUCAUAGGAACUCCCGAGUUUAUGGCGCCAGAAAUGUACGAUGAGAAAGGAUAUAGCGAGAAAGUAGACAUAUAUGCAUUCGGGAUGUGCUUACUGGAGAUGGUGACUGGCGAAUACCCAUAUAAUGAGUGUAAGAAUGCUGCACAGGUGUAUAAGAAAGUGAUACAGGGCAGCAGACCGGAGUGUCUUAAUAAAGUUCAAGAUCCGGAAGUGCUUGACUUAAUAAAUCAUUGCAUUGCCCCAGAAAAUGAAAGGUAUACUGCCCACCAAAUAGUGAACCAUACUUUUCUUUUGGUUGAUCCAGAAGUAGUUCUACUAAGUAUGGAUCCGGAAAAAGUAAAUUUGAGUUUACAAUUAGUAUUUAAGGGUAUGGACAAACUCUCGGUGAAAUUUAAUUUUAAUGUUGUUAAAGACACAGCUGAAGAAGUUGUCGGAGAGAUGAUUGAAGAGCAGGUACUUCAUCAGAAAUACAAGACUCUGAUAACUCACGAGAUCAAUCGCAUUCUAAGAGAACUCAAUAAAAUACAAAAUGGUGAUGACCAAAACAAAGAGGAAGCCAAUUCAUUGUGGCCAAUAUCUGGAGCCUUAUCAACCGUAUAUGGUGGAUCACGGUCUAAUAUAGCAUUGACAAUAUCUCCAGGGUCAAUGGCGCAGACACAUGUGGAAAGGAAUUUCAUGAAUGGUAUGAUUAGCCCUUUGUAUCCGGGGAUGGAACCUAAUCGAAGAAGAGAAUGGUUGAAUGAUCCAGAAGAUUCGGUACCAGUGCGAGAGUAUCCAAACGAUACCCCCAUCGAAGAAUUUGUCAGCGACACUGCUCAAGCACUACAUCGCGAUAUGGAGAAGGCUAGACAGUGGACGGAUAAGUUAAAAAAGGAAGAUAUUAUGACAGUUGGCGAUCUUCGUCGUUUGCAUGACGAAGAUUGGGCGGGCAUUAAAUUGACCGUGUUUGCGACGCGUGCUCUAAAAAAUGCACUUGCCGAGAGCACAAGAUUACGUAGUCCGAGAAGCACUGCCAGUACGAGUUCAAAUGGUCAUGAAGAAGGACUGUAA